Molecule: messenger RNA, 12156 nt
Organism: Fusarium sp. VM40
Lineage: Eukaryota; Fungi; Ascomycota; Sordariomycetes; Hypocreales; Nectriaceae
Source: the annotation of a GenBank genome assembly
AUGUCCUCCACCAACACCCAAGAAGAGUGUCAGUUCCGAGAGCCAAUUGCAAUCGUUGGCUCAGCGUGCAGAUUUCCAGGCACCUCUAGCUCUCCCUCCAAGCUAUGGGAGCUCCUCCGCCAGCCUCGUGAUGUGGUGAAGGACUUUGAUGCCGAAAGGCUCAACCUUGAAAGGUUCUACCACAAGGAUGGCGACACACAUGGUUCCACUGAUGUGGCCAACAAGUCUUACCUGCUAGAGGAAGACACCAGGCUCUUUGAUGCCGCCUUUUUUGGCAUCAGCCCUUUGGAAGCUACGGGCAUGGACCCGCAGCAGCGUAUUCUGCUUGAGACAACAUACGAAGCGUUCGAGUCUGCUGGCAUGACUCUGGAGCAGCUUAGGGGUUCACUCACGUCUGUACACGUUGGUGUAAUGACUUCUGACUGGGCCAACAUUCAAGCCCGCGACACAGAGACUACGGCAAAGUACAACGCUACUGGCUCCGCCAACAGUAUCAUGUCAAACCGUAUUUCUUACGUAUUUGACCUCAAAGGUCCUUCCGAGACCAUCGAUACAGCCUGCUCAAGCUCCCUUGUUGCUGUCCACAACGCGGCUCUGGGACUUCUAAACGGCGAUUGUGAGAGCGCGGUUGUAGCCGGUGUCAAUCUUAUUCUCGACCCAGCCCCUUAUAUCAACGAAUCCAAGCUUCACAUGCUGUCGCCAGACUCGCGAUCCCGCAUGUGGGACAAGGACGCUAACGGCUAUGCCCGUGGUGAGGGCGCAGGUGCUGUGCUGCUCAAGACUUUGAGCAAGGCUCUCAAGGACGGCGAUCAUAUUGAGGCUGUAAUCCGCAGUACAGGUGUCAACUCUGACGGUCAGAGUCCAGGCAUCACCAUGCCUUUUGCUCCCGCCCAGACUGCCCUCAUUCGCAAGACAUAUGCCCGAGCAGGACUAGAUCCUAAGAAGGACCCUCCUCAAUACUUUGAGUGCCAUGGUACAGGUACUCCCGCUGGUGACCCUGUCGAGGCGCGUGCAAUCAGCGAUGCCUUCACUGGCGGUGACCUUUCUCCCGAGAAUCCUCUCUAUGUUGGGUCCGUCAAGACCAUCAUUGGACAUCUUGAGGGAGGCGCAGGUAUUGCUGGUCUGAUCAAGGUAUUGCUAGCCAUCAAGUACCGCGUCAUCCCUCCCAAUCUGCUCUUCAACGAGCUCAACCCUUCCGUUGCUCCCUUCUAUGGGCCUCUACAGAUCCCAACCACUGCCAUCCCGUGGCCUGAUAUUCCAGCCGGUGUUCCAGCUCGUGCGAGUGUGAACAGCUUUGGUUUCGGUGGUACCAACGCCCAUGCCAUCAUCGAGAGUUACGAGGAUGCUUCCACCGAGAAACCUCAGUAUGGCGCCGAUGAGGGCAUUCUGGGUCCUCUUGUCUUGUCCGCAAAGUCAGGUCGCUCCCUAAUGCAGACAGUCAAAGAUUACAUGGACCACAUCCAAGCAAACGCUUCCAUCGAUAUUGCUGCUUUGAGCUCCGUCUUGCAGAGCAAACGUUCGACACAUCGUGUCCGUGCCCACUUCUCCGGCACAUCUCGAGAGGCUAUCUUGGCUGACAUGGCUGACUUCCUCGACAAGCACGCAAAAGCCACCGGGGACAACAUCGGCCAUGUCCCAAAGCUGGUAAACUCUCGCGAGAGAUCGGGCAUCUUGGCUGUCUUCACUGGUCAGGGUGCUCAAUGGCCGUCUAUGGGCCGUGAACUUAUUCAGAGCUCCCCCGUCUUCCGACGCACAAUCCACGAGUGCGAAACUGUACUCACCGAACUGCCCGAGAAGGACCGUCCCGAAUGGUCUCUCGUCAAGGAACUCACCGCCGACGCCUCUACCUCCCGCAUCGCCGAGGCCGUUAUUUCCCAGCCACUCUGUACGGCUGUUCAGUUGGCUCUGGUCAACCUGCUCACUGAGGCUGGUAUCAAGUUUGAUGCCGUCGUUGGCCACUCCUCGGGCGAGAUUGGCGCGACCUAUGCCGCCGGGAUACUAACACUCAAGGGCGCGAUGCAGAUCUCCUACUACCGUGGACUCCAUGCUAAACUUGCCUGCGGUAGUGAGGGUAAGCUUGGUGGCAUGAUGGCUGCUGGUAUGUCUCUACUGCAAGCGAGAGAGUUCAUUGCACGUCCAGAGUUCAAGGGACGUAUCAGUGUCGCUGCAUGCAAUGCUCCUCGCACCGUGACAUUAUCUGGUGACUUGGAUGCUAUCACCGCGGCGAAGGAGGAGCUUGACAAGGACAAUGUCUUUGCUCGUCAGCUCAGGGUUGAUACGGCCUAUCACUCACACCACAUGUUGCCUUGCGCUGAGCCUUACCUGAAGGACCUGCUAGCCUGUGACAUCGAGGUCAAGCAGCCUCAGAGAGGUCAGUGUGUCUGGAACUCCAGUGUCCGCGGCGAUACGCAGCUCCUGCGUGGCGACCUCAGCAGUCUCAAGGGCCAAUACUGGGUGGACAACAUGGUACGUACCGUGCUUUUCUCGCAGGCUAUUGAGUCUUCUAUUUGGCACGGCGGCCCCUACGACCUCAUUGUGGAGGUCGGUCCUCACCCUGCUCUCAAGGGCCCUACCGAGCAGACCAUGAAGGCUUCUUAUGGUUCCGUUCCGAUCUAUACUGGCGUGCUAGACCGAAACAAGACGGGCGAUGUUUCAUUCUCUGCCGCUAUUGGUCUUGCUUGGGCUCAGCUCGGGCCCAGCUUCGUCGACUUUACUGGCUACCGCAAUGCCUUCUAUGAGUCCGGCAAAGCUCCGGUGGUCAAGAUGAUCAAGGAUCUGCCUACAUACUCCUGGGACCAUGACAAGGUCUACUGGCGUGAAGGUCGCCUGUCUCGCCGUUUCCGUCUGGGCAAGGAUAGAAGCCACGAGCUUCUAGGCCGCCGCACUCUCGAUGACAACGAGUUUGAGAUGCGCUGGCGCAACGUCCUCAAGCUCAGUGAGAUGCCGUGGCUACGCGGCCACGAAGUCCUGGAGGAGGUUUUGCUCCCGGGUGCUUCGUAUGUCUCAAUUGCUGUCGAAGCUGGCAAACAUCUCGCUGCUGAUGCUGGCAAGAUUAUGAGUCUUGUGGAGGUUGAGAACAUCCAGAUUCUUCGUCCUGUUGUUGUACCUGACAAUAAUGUCGGUGUUGAAACUCUGUUUACUGCUAAUCUGGUUGAGAGGGCAAAGGGUGCCAUCAGGGCUCAGUUCUCGUAUUACGUUUGUCCUGACGAGACAGUCGGAUCUAUGCUCCAGACAUGCAAGGGCGAUCUGACAGUUCACAUCAAGGUCAACGACGCUGUGGAGGGCGACAUUCUACCAGCCAAGGAUCAGACGCCUCCCAAUCUUGCCAAGAUCAACACCGAGCAGGUCUACUCUCUGUUCAAGGGCAUCGGCCUCAACUACACUGGCGCCUUCAAAAGCAUCACCGAGAUCAGCCGCUGCCUGAACUAUGCCAGCACUACGGGUACUUGGGAAGACGACUCCCUCAGCGACGAGUACAUGCUGCACCCUGCGAUUCUUGAUGUUGCUUUCCAGACCUUGUUCGUCGCAAAAGCUCACCCUGCUAGCAAACAGAUUACCUCUGCUCUGCUGCCCUCUCACAUCGAUCGUGUACGCGUCGAUCCAUCUGUUCAGAUCGUCCAAUCUCGCUCCGGAACGCCCUCCAAGGCUGAGAUCGAGACGUGGGCCGUGUCACAGACGGCUACAUCCCUCCGUGGUGACUUGAACAUCUACGACGCCGCAUCUGGUUCGACCUUUCUGCAGGUGGAGGGUCUGGCCGUCAACAUGGUUGGUGCUUCUCAAGCUACCAGUGACCGAUCCAUGUUCUCCAAGACUAUCUGGGGCAACGAUGCAUCGCUCGGUCUCGUCGAUCCUGAGCGCAACGAGGUCCAGGACGCAAGGGGUAUGAAGAUGGCUGACGCAGUUGAGCGUUUGGCCAUGUUCUACGUCAAGCGCAUCGUUGACCAAAUCCCCUCCUCGGAGCGCCUCGAUUUUAUCUGGUAUCACCAGCGCAUGUUCGAGGCAUUCGAGGAGCACAUUCGCGUUGUUGCCGCCGGGGAGCAUCCCAUCAUAAAGCCUGAGUGGCUCAACGAUGAGCCUUCUGUCCUGGAAGAGAUCGACGCCAACUACGGUGACGAGAUCGACAUCAAGCUUCUCCACGCCGUUGGCGGUCACCUCGCCGAGGUGGUCCGUGGAAACGAGCAGCUUCUCGAGGUCAUGACCAAGGACGACAUGCUCAACCGCUUUUACAUGGAAGGAUACGCCAGUAUUCCGACCAAUGGAUUUGUUAGCGACGUCAUGAAGCAGCUCACCUUCAAGUUCCCUCGUGCCAAGAUCAUCGAGAUCGGUGCCGGAACAGGUGGAACUUCAUGGAGUAUCCUCAACGCCAUCCAAGAUGCGUACGACUCAUACACAUACACCGAUAUAUCGUCUGGUUUCUUUCCCAAUGCCGCAGAGAAAUUCUCAGACUUUGCGCAUAAAAUGGCCUUCAAGGUUCUCAACGUGGAGAACGAGCCUGCCGACCAAGGCUUUGAGGAGGGUUCAUACGAUAUCGUCGUGGCCGCUUUGGUCCUCCACGCAACGCACGACCUCAAGAGAACACUGCGCAACACUCGCAAACUGCUGAAGCCCGGCGGUUAUCUCGUGCUUUUGGAGCUGACUGGCAUCACCAGUGUCCGUGCUACCUUCAUCAUGGGCGGUCUUGAGGGUUGGUGGCUUGGUGGAGAUGACGGUCGCCGCCUCACACCCCUCGUUACCGCCGUGGAGUGGGACAGCGUUCUUCAGGAGACUGGCUUCUCGGGCGCUGAUACAGUCGUCUACGAUCUCCCGGACGAGAGAAAGCACUGCACUUCGCUCAUUGUCAGCCAGGUCGUUGAUGAUGACUUCCUUCGCCUCCGUGAGCCGUUGUCAUACAAGUCCGAUUUCUCGCCUCCCUCUGAACCUCUCUUAAUUAUCGGCGGGAAGAAGUUCUGGACCAACAAGGUUAUUUCUGAGGUUAAGAAGCUUCUUCCCAGAUCUUGGCAGCGACAGCUUCAGAUUGUUGAGAGCAUUGACAAGAUCGAUCCAAGCAAGCUGCCACCUCGCAUAGACACAAUCAUCCUCCAGGAUGCCGACGAGUCUGCUUUUGCCACUACCCUGACCCAGAGUCGAUUGAACAGCCUGCAGAGCCUGUUGAUAAAUUCCAGGAACAUGCUCUGGGUCACCACAGCGGGCAAGUCUCACGCUCCUCGCGCCAGUCUCAUCCAGGGUAUCACUCGUGUAGUCCCAGCCGAACUGCCGCAUCUCAAUGUGCAGUUGCUCGGCCUUUCUACCGAGCAUGGCCCGGCUGUUGCCGCUAUGCACACCGUGGAGGCUUUCCUGCGCUUGAUCCAGAUGGAGGAGGCGUCGAUGAGUCGCGAGAUCCUCUGGGCUCAGGAGCCGGAACUGGAGAUAUCCGCCGACGGUCAGACCAUCAUUCCUCGUGUCAUCCCGGACGCUGAGCUGAAUGAGAUGUACAAUGCUUCGAAGCGUUCCAUCAGCAAGACUGUAAAUGCGAAGGAUAUUGCUGUGGAAGCUGCAAUUAUCCAUGGCAAGAUGACACUUCAAUCUAUUGACAAGCCCACCGAUACAGUCAGCCGUGUCCAGAUUGACGUUCAUUCCACUCUACAUAUCCCUGGUUUCGACUCGAGCAGCAUUUACUUGACGUUCGGCAAGAUGGAAGCUUCCUGGGUUCUGGCAUUGUCGCACACCAACAGCUCCGUCGUAUACCUUGACUCGGAAGACAUCGUCAUCGUGACUGAGGAGUCUGGUACAUCUAAGAAUCUUGCGUCUCUGGCCAUCACGUUAUUAGCUCGCUCAAUCGCUGCGGUUACAGCUGCUGGAGAAUCUGUUCUCUUCUACGAGGCGGAGGAGGCAUUUGCACGUGUCGCCGCCGCCGAGCUCGAGAAGAAGAACAUCAGGGCUCAAUUCGCUACCUCGAGAACAUCUGCACCCGAAGACUGGAUCAAAUUUCAUUCCCUGGCGUCUAGGCGUUCAAUCGAGAGAGCCAUACCUCGUGACGCUGCUGUCUUUGUGGAUUGCUCCAACGGUGUCUCGGCUCUGGCUUCGACGUUGAAAGCAUCGGUUCCAAAAGACUGCAGGUCUUAUCAGCUUGGUGCUGGGCUCGUUUCUGCUGCUCUUAGCGACUCCAAUCUGAGCUACGCUACAUUCAUUCAAGAGUGUGCCAAAGCAACUUGCACUGGCCAGAUCCUUGAGCCCGAGAUUCUCUCUGCUUCCGAUCUUGCGGGCGCUAAUGCCACUACCCUUGCUACUAAGCACUUCGUCACCGACUGGACCAAGCGCGAUGCCAUCACUCUCACUGUCAAGCCCCUGGAACCUCAAACUCUGUUCAAGCCUGAUGUGAGUUACUUCAUGGCCGGCAUGGCUGGUGGUCUCGGCCUGUCUAUCUGUGAAUGGAUGAUCCGCAACGGAGCCAAGAACAUAAUCAUCACCAGUCGCAACCCCAAGCUUCAAGAAGCCACCCUCGAGGAAGCUCGUCGUGUCGGCGCCAACGUUAAGGUCAUGCCCAUGGACUUGACCAAGGAAGAGUCUGUUAAAGCUGUGGUGCGAGAGGUUGAAGCCACCAUGCCUCCUAUUGCUGGUGUCUGCAAUGCGGCCAUGGUGCUCGAGGACGGAUUCUUCGUCGAUAUGGAUGCCGAGCAGUUGAACAACACCCUAGCCGCCAAGGUCCUCGGCUCUGAACAUCUCGAUAGUGUCUUUGGCGACUCCAAGCUCGACUUUUUCAUUUGUCUUGGCUCUGUCGCUUCGGUCAUCGGUAAUGUUGGACAGUCCAACUACCACGCCGCCAACCUCUUCAUGGCCAGCCUGAUUCAACAGCGUCGCGCUCGUGGUCUCGCGGCUUCCAUCAUCCAUAUUGCCUACGUCACUGAUGUCGGAUACGUCACUCGACAAGAGCGCGAUCGGCAGCUCGACUCUCACUUCCGCAAGGUCCGCCUAAUGCCCACGUCCGAGACAGACGUCCAUCAUGCCUUCAUGGAGGCCAUUCGGGGUGGCAAGAUAGGCACCGAAACAGGGAGCCACGAGAUCAUCAUGGGCAUCGAGCCCCUGUACGAGCCUAUGCCUCUUGAUCAGCAGCCUCUUUGGAUGAAGGAUCCUCGCUUCGCCCACUUUGCCCCUCCUACCUCGGUCCAUUCUCAACAAGAGCGCGAUGGGUCCGGCGGUGCUGGAAACAUCAGGCAGUGUGUCGAAGAGGCUAACAACCAUGAGGAAGCCGUCGCUGCUGUCAUGAAUGCUUUCUGUGGAAAGCUCACGACCAUGCUACAGCUAGCCGCUGACAGCGUCAACGUCUCUCGUCCUAUCAUUGACCUGGGAAUUGACUCUCUGGUUGCUGUUGAGAUCCGCACUUGGUUCCUCAAGGAGCUCGGCGCUGAUAUUCCCGUCGUCAAGAUCCUUGGCGGUGAUACCGUUGAGCAAAUAUCGACUCUUGCGACCAAGAAGCUGAUGGCCAAGAUUAUGGAGACCAAAGCUCUUCAGCCGCAGGACGAGGCCAAAGCCAAAAGGUCUAUUCCAGCAAUCACUCGCACCCCUACGCCAGCGUUGGCUGAUCCAUCUGUUUCUGCACAAUCCGCGACGUCAUCGUUUCCUCCCACUCCUGGAGGUUCACGACCUCACUCACCCUUGGUGGUUAUCGAGGCAACUGCUCUACCUCAAUCGGAUCAACCUACAAUCGUGAUCGAUACCGUCAAGGACGACUCCAAGUCCAGCACGAUUGUCACAGCUCUAGCCCUCGACUCGGAUAGCGCGAGCUCCUCUGACAAAGAGAGCGUGAGCCAAGGAGGAAUUGAUGUUGAAUCCGAACACUCGGGCGAGACAGACCUGUCUCACGGUGAAAGUGCACCUCCCGAGCUCCUCCGAGAGCAGCCCAUGUCACCCGCUCAGGCUCGAAUGUGGUUCAUGUCAAAGCACAGUGAUGACCUGGCCGCUUACAACAUGGUAUUCCGCUACAAGGUGAAGGGCCCGGUAAGCCUUACUCGCCUCCGCCAUGCGCUUUCUACCACGGUCCAUCACCACGAAGCGCUCCGCACUUGUUUCUUCGCCCGCCUCGGCGAUGGGCAACCUAUGCAAGGUAUAGUAGCUUCUUCGCCUGUUCAACUAAAGCAUGUCCAGACGGGGGACAAGGAGCAGGUCGACAGCGAGAUGAAGCGUCUUGCCACACGUCACUGGGAUCUCCACCAAGGCAAAACAUUCGAGCUCGUACUCAUUAGCCACGGUACACAGGAACAUGACCUUUUCUUUGCGUACCACCACAUUCUGAUGGAUGUUGUUGGUCUCGGCAUCAUCCUUCGCGACCUCAACCUGGCCUACCAGAUGAAGCUUCUCGACCGUAACAUUGCAUCGUACCUCGACUAUUCCUCCGCCCAGCUCGACAACCAGAACAGCUCAGACUUUGGCCAACGAAUCGCUUUUUGGAAGUCAGAGUUUUCCACCAUUCCUGAAACACUACCUUUACUCCCCAUGGCCAGUGUGAUAAGCCGUCCCGCCAACUCGAACAGCCACUGCCACCACCAAUAUCGCCAACUCAAGCUUAAGCAAUUUCAAGCUCUCAAGACAGCAUGCAAGCGCCUGAGUGUCAGCCAAUUCCACUUCCAUCUGGCACUUCUGCAGGUUCUUCUUACCAAGUAUACUGGAGCCGAGGAUAUUUGCGUGGGUAUCGUCGAUGCCAACCGCUCUGAUCCCAAGUUCGCGCAGACAGUGGGAUACUUCAUCAACAUGCUUCCUGUUCGCGCUCAGGUGUCCCAGAAAGCUACCUUUUCCAACAUGGCCAAGACGGCAUCUCGGAAGACCCUCACUGUCCUCAACGAAGCAGCAGUGCCGUUCGACAUCCUCCUCGACCAGCUGAAGGUGCCACGAUCAGCCGGAACCACGCCUUUGUUCCAGGCGGCGUUGAACUACCGCUUAGGGUCGAUAUGGGAAAUGCCUCUGGGAGACGCCAAGAUGGAAAUUUGCGACGUCAAGGACGCGAACAAUCCAUUCGACCUGAGCCUCGGUAUUGCUGAGACACCUUCUGGGUGUGUUGUUGAACUCUACAGCUUGUCGUCGCUGUACAGCCAGGAAGGCUGCAGUACCAUUCUCGAAUCAUAUAUACGUCUGUUGGACUUUUUCUCUGAGAGCCCAAACUCCAGUAUAGACUGCAUCGCGGUACAUGACAAUACUCAGGUAGCUAAGGCGAUGGAGCUGGGAAAUGGCUUGGCUGUCAAAUAUGACUGGGCCCCAACACUCUCCCAACGACUACAGCACAUAAUCUCGCUCUGCCCCAAUGAAGUUGCCUUGAAGGACAUGGCCACACAGAUCACGUACACCGAGCUCAAUGCCCGGCUUCAGCAGGUGGCAGAAACCCUUUUGCGACGGGGAUGCACCGCGGGUUCCUAUAUUGCGGUUCUCUGCGAGCCUUCAAUUGACUUCAUUGUUUCCAUGUUGGCGAUUCUUCAUGUUGGUGCGGUAUAUAUGCCUCUGGAUGUCAGUCUUCCUGCGUCCAGGCAUGCAUCCAUGGUCAAGAGUUGCCAACCAUUAAUCUUACUCUGUCACUCCGCGACAGAAGAACGCGUUCGCGAUCUUUACAAGGAGAUCGGUAUGCAGUUCCAAGAAGUACUGGUUGACUCUAUCAGUAACGACGAUGGAGUCCAUAUCCCUUGCGUAGCCACUCCCGAUGCGCCCGCUGUUCUUCUUUUUACCAGUGGCUCGACAGGAAACCCAAAGGGUAUCAUUCUGACACAGGCCAACUUCGUCAAUCAUUUGGCCCUCAAGGCUGAUCUCCUGCGCCUCAAUCAGGAAACCGUCCUCCAGCAGAGCUCCCUCGGCUUUGACAUGUCUCUCAUUCAGACCUUCUGCGCCCUGGCGAAUGGCGGUCGUCUCAUCAUCGCACCCUCUGACUUGAGACGUGACCCCGUGGAGCUACCCAAGCUUAUCAGCAGAGAGCAAGUAACGUUGACUAUCGCCACACCCUCAGAGUAUCUCGCCUGGCAUCGGUACGGGGCAUCGUCCCUCGUAGAGAACAAAGGCUGGCGUCACGCGUGUAUGGGUGGCGAGAAGGUCUCUUCCCAACUGAAAGCCGAGUUCCUUCGUCUCGGCCAUCCAGAACUUGAGCUCACCAACUGCUACGGACCGACCGAAAUCACCGCUGCGGCGACCUUCCAGACCAUUCCAAUGAAUGUCACGGACGAUAGUGGCGACUACAGUCGCGACCUUUCCGUUGGCAAAGCCCUGCCAAAUUACUCUAUCCGCAUUCUCGACACAUCUGGUUUCCCACAACCUGUUGGGCACACUGGCGAGAUCUGCAUUGGUGGUGCUGGUGUUGCGACAGGAUACCUCGACCUUCCUGUUGAGACGAUUCACAAGUUCAUCACUGCCGAUGACGGGGAGCGACUGUAUAUCACUGGUGAUAAGGGUCGUCUUCUCACAGACGGCACGCUCUUGUACCUCGGUCGCCUCGAUGGAGAUACUCAAGUCAAGCUUCGUGGUCUGCGUGUUGAGCUGGAAGAGGUUGAGAAAGCUGUAAUGGAAGCAUCAGAGGGUCUCUUCUCCGGCGCUGUGGUAUCUGUCAACGGCGAUGUCCUUGUUGCACAUGUAACGCUGGCUACAGGCAAUGGUGCAGUGGACGAUGCUGAUCUGUUCAAGAUCCUUGCUCACAUCAAGUUGCCACAAUACUUCAUCCCUGCCUCGAUAACUGUCAUGUCAGUAUUCCCUACCACUUCCAACGGCAAGGUCGAUCGGAAAGCAAUUGCAGCGGUCCCGAGCACUAUGUCUACACCAGCCUCCCGGUCCGCGUCUCGGGAGAAAAUGACCGUUCGCGAGGGUGAGCUUCGCCUCCUCUGGGAGCGCGUUCUCCCUGCGGCCGGCACUUCUGGUCUUAUUGUGCCAUCAUCAGAUUUCUUUUCCUUCGGUGGCAACUCGAUACUGCUCAUGAAGCUUCAAGCUGCAAUCAGGGAGACCAUGAUGGUCAAGGCUUCGACGCGUGUGCUUUAUCAAGCGAGCACGUUGCGAGACAUGGCCCAAGUCAUUGACCAGCUUCGUCAGGAGCAGUCUGUUGUUGAUGCUGAGCAUGACAUUGACUGGGCGGCGGAGACCGCAAUUCCAAGAUGGCUUGUCAAGCAACUCAAUGAAGCGACCUCUUCUCAACGCCCCAAGAUACCCAACAAGAAGGGUAUUGAGGUGAUGAUGACAGGCGCCACUGGUUUCCUUGGCGGACACCUCCUUCGAUCACUCAUGGUUUCGGAUGUCGUUACCAAGGUACACUGCAUUGCCGUUCUGGCCGAUGGACAGAGUCUUCUACCACAAGACGACAAGGUGGUCUGCUACACCGGAAGUCUCCUGUCCCCUACCCUGGGACUGACUACGGAUCAGCGCGAGGAUCUCGGCAGGUCUGUGGACGUCAUUAUCCACGCCGGCGCGAGUGGACACUGUCUCAAUACCUACGCCUCUCUGCGUGUCCCCAAUGUGCACUCAACACAAUUCCUGGCCUUCAUGUCAGCUUCAAACUCAAUCCCACUUCUCUUCCUCUCAUCCAACCGUGUGGUUCUACUUUCUGGCAACGAAUCGCCACCUCCUACAUCAAUGUCGCAAUUCCAUCCUUCGACUGAUGGACUCGAGGGUCAUAUGAUGAGCCGUUGGGCAAGUGAGGUUUUCUUGGAGAACUUGGUUGAGCACGUCCGCAGUACUUCGACCAAGGACGAGCAAUGGACAGUUUCCAUUCAUCGUCCUUCAGUCGUGAUAAGUGAUCGAGCGCCCAACUCGGAUGCCCUCAAUGCAAUCUUGAGAUUCUCCGUCUCGAUGCGCUGUGUCCCUCGCCUUGACAGAGUGAGGGGCUACCUAGAUCUCGCACCGCUUGAGAACGUUGUCGCCGAGCUAUCGGAAACAGCAGUCAAGCUCGCCCAAGGCCAGUCUUCUAGAUCUGACACCAAGGCCUUGGUUCAAUACAAACACCAUUCAGGCGGUGUCAAAGUCCCCGCUGAUAAGCUGCGCGAGCAUCUGAGCAGUUUGUACGAUGUCGAGUUCCAGGAGCUUGAAAUGAAGUCGUGGCUGGAACGAGCAUCGGAAUCCGGUAUGGAUCCGUUAAUAACAGCUUACAUGGACGGGAUCUUGGAAAAUGAUGCUCCAAUGAUGUUCCCAUACAUGGGGGAGCAGGGUGGGGAACCCAGCCUUUGA